CCGUUUGGCCCGAGCCUCUGCAGCGAUGGCGGUGACGGCCACCCCUCCGCAGCACCCGCCCGAUGGGCGGCAGCGCCCCAGCUUCCUGCGGCCCGCCUUCGACACGACGCCAGCGCCAGCUGCCGCGCUGGCGCCCGCCGACGCCGCACCCGCCCCAGAGAUGCCGGAGGUGCCGGCGCUGGCGAUGGCGUCGCCGUCGGACCGGGGGCAUCGGCCGGCGCGACGGCGCCUGCAGGCCAGCGAUCGCGGGCGCUGAGCAAGGGCUACGUCAGCAUCUCCGAGGUGGAGUCCACCAUGCGGCUGAACGCCUCCCUCGAGGAGAACAACUCCCAGCUGGAGGCGGAGAUUGCGGAGUGCCUGAGGCUGAACCUCCAGUUGAGAGACAAUAUAGUCCGCAUGGAGGCGAUGCUGGGCAUCGAGGCCGCUGUGGAGCCGAGGACGUCGUCUGAGCGGGGCGACGCCUGCGAGGGCGUGGGCUCCGAGGGGGACGACGUCGGCUCCGACGUCGGCUCCGACGACGACGGCGCCUCCCCCAGGUGA
Prorocentrum cordatum is the source of this 540-nucleotide messenger RNA. The record is from the annotation of a GenBank genome assembly. NCBI's taxonomy places the organism in Eukaryota, Dinophyceae, Prorocentrales, Prorocentraceae.